GAAAGAAAGGUUGAGCGCACCUUCAUCGCCGUCAAACCGGACGGCGUCCAGAGAGGCCUGAUCGGAGAAAUCGUCAAGCGCUUCGAACAGAAGGGCUUCCGCCUGGUGGCCAUGAAGUUCCUCCAGGCGUCUGAGGACUUGCUGAAGCAGCAUUACAUCGACCUGAAGGACCGGCCUUUCUAUCCUGGACUGGUCAAGUACAUGAGCUCCGGGCCGGUUGCUGCGAUGGUGUGGGAGGGUCUGAAUGUUGUGAAGACUGGAAGGGUGAUGCUGGGAGAGACCAAUCCUGCGGACUCCAAACCCGGCACCAUCAGGGGCGACUUCUGCAUUGAAGUGGGCAGGAACAUCAUCCAUGGCAGUGACUCUGUGGACAGUGCAAAUAAAGAGAUCAGCUUGUGGUUCAAGCCUGAGGAGCUGGUGUCUUACAAGAGCUGUGCACAAGACUGGAUCUAUGAGUAAACCGCAGACUAGCUACCAAACACUGAAUCAUGCCUUUCCUCACAGACCAGUCAUCAGUAAUGGACCCGAGUUUGCUUGAUCUUGUCUUUUCUGAAGCACUUGUUCAAUAAAUCAAGAUAUCCCACA
Molecule: messenger RNA, 585 nt
Organism: Cyprinus carpio (common carp)
Lineage: Eukaryota; Metazoa; Chordata; Actinopteri; Cypriniformes; Cyprinidae
Product: nucleoside diphosphate kinase
Biological process (GO): regulation of apoptotic process; GTP biosynthetic process; UTP biosynthetic process
Molecular function (GO): nucleoside diphosphate kinase activity
Source: RefSeq, a predicted model, not a curated record